Diaporthe amygdali is the source of this 2814-nucleotide messenger RNA. Its product is annotated as spartyl-trna synthetase. Gene Ontology annotation, cellular component: cytosol; cytoplasm; aminoacyl-tRNA synthetase multienzyme complex. The coding region runs from base 1 to 2814 and encodes 937 amino acids. The record is from RefSeq and is a predicted model, not a curated record. Gene Ontology annotation, biological process: aspartyl-tRNA aminoacylation. NCBI's taxonomy places the organism in Eukaryota, Fungi, Ascomycota, Sordariomycetes, Diaporthales, Diaporthaceae. The transcript has 3 exons. Gene Ontology annotation, molecular function: aspartate-tRNA ligase activity; ATP binding; RNA binding.
AUGUCCGUCUCUUACAGGGACUGGACGGAGAGGUGGGAGAGACACAGAGAAAUCUGUGGAACGCCCGGAAACCAAGGAAAGAUGUCCUGCUUCACUGCGGACGAGAGCAAGGAAAAGCCUACCACCAACAAUAACAAGAAGAGAAACAACACCAACAAUUCUGGCUGCCUGAACAGGAAGAUGACAGCACUGCAAAAUGUCUUCAGGGCCAUGUCCCCAAGGUCCAGUGCCGAUCAUGGCGCUCGAACCAACGGGACAUCAAGCAGCCACAACCGCACCAGCUCAUCCAGUUCCAGCAGGAGUCUUGGCAAGGCAAGUCGCCGCACUGAGGAGAAAAAUGCCAGAAAGGAGACAAAGGCCCUGAGGCUGCAGGCCGAACGGGAGGAGAUUGAGGAGAGGAGAAAACUUGAGGACCAGGUCGCCAUGCAAGAAGAGGACGAGGAGACCCGCGCGAGGUACGGCUGGGUCCGGGAGGCCAAGGAGCUUCUCACCAUUCGGGAGGUUACUGAACUCUCCGAGGGUGCAGAGGUCACCUUCCGUGCCCGCAUUCACCACCAGCGCAACAUCUCCAAGCAUCUCGACUUUCUGCUCUUCCGCGACCAGACCCACUCCCUCCAGGGCGUGCUGCAGCACGACACGUCCCACUUCGUCAAGUGGGUGCAGCGUCUCGAGCCAGAGUCGCUCGUGCAGGUCACCGGAACGCUUCAGGCACCCCCUGAGCCAGUCCGGUCCGCUACCCAUAAGGAUCUUGAGGUCAAGAUCUACUCGAUUCACGUCGUCAAUGCCGCUCGCGACCUGCCUUUCGACAACUAUGAGCCCCCUGAGACGACCCAGGCGCGCUUGUCGAACCGUAUUCUCGACCUCAGGCACCCCAGCAACCAGGCUCUAUUCCGCAUCAGGGCUAUGGUGACAAGGAAAUUUCGCGACGUCCUUGACCGCGAUGGCUUCAUCGAGAUUCAGACUCCUAAACUACAGCCUGCCGCCACCGAGAGCGGAGCCGAGGUCUUCAAGGUCAACUAUUUCGGACGUCGUGCCUUCCUGGCACAGAGCCCGCAGCUGGCCAAGCAGAUGACCGUGUCUGCCGACUUUGGCAAGGUGUAUGAGAUCGGUCCAGUCUUUCGCGCCGAGAAUUCUAACACCAAACGCCACCUUGCCGAGUACACCGGACUCGACGUGGAGAUGGCUAUCCAAAAGGACUACCAUGAAGUGAUCAACGAGGUAGACAGGUUCCUCAAGGAGGUGUUCCGCACUCUCCAGUCCAUGCCUGAGCUGGAAGUUGUCCGUCAACGGUGGCCAUCUGAGGACCUCGUCUGGCUAGAGGAGACGCCCAUCAUCCCCUUCAGCGAGGGUUUGCAGAUGCUUCGAGACGAUGGCAUCGAUGUCGAGGAGGAGGAUUUGUCGACCCGGAACGAGAUUCGACUCGGCGAACUUGUCAAGGAGAAGUACAAGACCGACUACUACGUCCUCGACAAGUUCCCAGCCAAUGCACGGCCAUUUUACACCCACAAAGAUGCCACCGACCCCAAAUGGACCAACUCUUUCGACAUGUUCAUCCGUGGCCAAGAAAUUUGUUCCGGUGGCCAGCGUAUUCAUGAUGCCGUCGUACUGCGUGAGAACAUGCGACAAAUGGGACUGUCAGAAGAUGGCAUGGAGCACUACCUCGCCGCCUUCGAUCUCGGUGCACCACCCCAUGCCGGUGCUGGUCUCGGUCUAGAGCGAAUCCUGGCCUGGACCCUGCAGCUCGUCGACGUGCGCUACGCGACUCUGUACCACCGCGACCCCAAAUCAAUGCCUGAACGAAAUGUGCGCUUGGCCCACCCGGAGUGCGACACGAAGCACGUCAAGCCCGAGGGCGUAGACUACCCGCUCGAGAAGCUCAUCGCCAACUACGGCGAUGCUACCAACACGUCGUGGCUCGAUGAUCGGUUCGAGAUCUGGCGGCACCACACCACCGGCGCCGCCGUGGGGUACGUCCGGAAAGACAACAAGUUCGCCAUGGUAACUGGUGACCCACUCUGUGACCCAUCUCAAACCAACGAGGUCGCAAAGGCAUUCGUCAAGUUCGUUGAGAAAGACCUCAAGCUCACACCGAUCUGGAUGCUGGUGUCCGAGUCCGUGCAGGAAGUUCUCGGCCGCAACCUGGGCUGGCGCACCCUCACCUGCGUUGAGGAGCAGCGCGUGGAUGCUGAUAAGCACGCGGCCGGGCCACAGGGCCGCGAGGCAAGGAAGGUCGAGCGCGAGGGUAUCGACAUCGACGAGCUGCGGCCCGACGAGGACUUCAUGCGCCGCGCAGACGCCUCCAUCGAGCAAUGGAUGGAGAAGCGCAAGGGCAAGAAGCAAGUGCACCUGACCGAGAUCAGGCCUUGGGUCGACAUGGAGCAUCGUCGGUACUGGGCGGCGCAGAAGGACGUCGAGGAAGACGGCAAGAAGGUGAAGAAGGUCAUGGCGAUGGUGGUGCUCGCACAGCUCGCACCCCGGCACGGCUGGCAGGUCAAGUGGGCGCUUGACUUCCCCGGCACGCCGCCAGGGGUCAUUGAGGCAACGAUCCAAACCGCACUGGCCGCGCUCACCGGGCCCGUGACCUUCGGCGCCGGCGUCAGCGAGAAGCUCCUCCCUGGGGCGCACCUGGGCGGCGUGCGCGCCAAGUUCCUCGCCAAGACGUACGACACCAUCAUCAAGAGCCUGAGGCUCAACAAGAAGAGCGAGUUCCGCGAGAAGUUCGGCGCAUAUGGCGAGCCGGUCUAUCUGUGUUACCCUCGGAUGGGCCUCGGCGUGAGAGACUUCAAGCAUAUUGUCCAGUUUUUCGAAGACUAG